AUGCCCGCGGUGCAAAGACAUACGAUUUUGCAGAUGGCAACACUAGUGAGCAUAUUGAUGCACUCAUUGUCCGCUGGCGAAGACCCCUUCGGUAUCGUGAGGAGGGAUUUGCACAGGAUGGAUGCUCUACUUCGGGAAAUACCCAAGGUAGAGGACAAGGAUGCGUGGAGCGCUGCUGAGCCGACUGGGGUACCGGAGGACUUCCCGGACUGUACAUGUCGCCGAUGGCGUUCGUCCAUGAAGGGCAGAUCUCAGAUUGUGUCUGCUUAG
Messenger RNA from Aspergillus pseudoviridinutans, 270 nucleotides. RefSeq lists its product as uncharacterized. NCBI's taxonomy places the organism in Eukaryota, Fungi, Ascomycota, Eurotiomycetes, Eurotiales, Aspergillaceae. The transcript is spliced from 2 exons. Bases 1 to 270 code for a protein of 89 amino acids. The record is from RefSeq and is a predicted model, not a curated record.